AUGGGCGCAGAACCGGACACGCAGCGCGAAUCGACGCUGGACGAAUCGGUCCAAGUGGCCGAUGCGUACGACGACGACGAGGAGUCGCAGUACGCAUCGGUCAGCAAGCAGACGAUCGAAGCCAGUGCGCGCUACACGACCGUGCGACAACUCUUCACGUCCCCCGCCGACUACGACCCGGCGCGCGAGACGCACUACGUGCUGGUGGUGCACGGCACGUUCGACUCGCCGCCCGCCGCGGGGAAUCCGCCGCCGUGGUACUUCCUGGACGCGAAGCGCGCCGACAACUUCUGCCACCUCAUCGCCAAGGACCUCAAGGGCACGCCGCUCGGCUUCGACGCCGUCUGGCGCCAACUGCCCGACUCGCACGCGGGCAUGCGGCUGCGCGAGGACGUGCCGUACCCUUUCCACUGGUCGGGGCACAACACGCACGAGGCGCGCGUCGGUGGUGAGCGCGCCUGGGGGGGAAGAUGGGUGAGCGCGCCUGGGGGGGAAGAUGGGUACAGUGAGCAGCAAGGGGCAAGGAUGAUGGGAACGGCACGGCCAAAGGCAGCACGCCAUGCUUGCUCGUCCUCGUGCAAACCAUCUCUCUUAUCCGCCAAUGCCGCCACUCAUUACCCCCCCGAACCCAUCUAUUCCACCACGGGCCCCCCUCCUUUCCCCCUCCCUGGCGCAGCGGGCAAAGCGUUGGCGCAGCUGAUCCACGCGGUGGGGCGCGCGGACCCGUCGGCGCGCGUGCACGUGGUGGCGCACAGCCACGGGGGCAACGUGGCGCUCAAGGCCGUGUCCAAGUACCUCUCCAUGCUGCGCCGCGACUCCCGCGACCCUGCGCGCGCCUCCCACGACCAGAUCACCGCCGCCUUCUGGGAGGCGCACGCUGAAGGGUACCGAAGCAUAAAGGAGCACCAGCAGGUGAAAGUGGGCGCGGUCUGGAUGCUGGCGUUCGCGCCGUUCCUGGUGGUGAAGCGGCCAUGGCGGGGCGACGAGGCGCUAGGCGCCUUCCCCUACGCCUACUUCCGACGCGUUGACUCGCUUCUCGGCCUUCCCAAGCGAGUGCCGCCCCCUGAACCCCUCCUUCUCCGCUCCCCCUCACUCCUGUCCUUCAAGGCCGCCCGCCUCCUCCACUCGCUCCCCACCUCCCUCCACUCUCUGCUCCUCUUUCCCUCUUCUCACCCUCUUCGUCACUCCCUUUGUCUCUCCCACAUAUCUCCUCCACCCACCGGCCAUAACCCCGCAACCCUGUACCCCUUCCCUUGUCCGUCCCCCACUCCCUCCCCCCAGGGUGCGGCAGGCCAAGCCGCGCGCACCAUGGCGGGCACCAUCCUCGCCCUCUCCGUGCUGGUGUUUGUGGUCAUCGUGGGCGCCGUGGUGUCCGUCAAGUACGCCAUCUUCCACGAGGUCAACACCGCUGACCUCACCGGCGGCGAGCUCACAUUCUGGGUAACAGUGGCACUGGUGUCAGUGGCGGUGGUGGUGUACAACACGUUGAGCAGCAAGCGGUACAGCGACGGCAACGUGUAUUUCACGGAGAAGAAGGCGUGGAGCCCAGCCAUGAGCGCGCUCGUGCUCAACGCAGGGAAGCUCGACGAGGCCGCCCUCGCACUCUCCACGGAGCCCCUCGUGCGCGCAUACCUCAUGCCGCAGGUCAAGACCAUGCUGACGCCCGACCCAUGGCGCAUGCUGCGCCCCUUCCCCGCCAAGACAUGGCUGGUGUCGCUGGCCAACCUGUACAACAACUGCUGGGUGGCGCUGUGGACGGUGGUGCUGGCGGUGCCGUACAUGAUCCUGUGGCUGCUCAACUUCCUCCUCGUGCCCUACUUCUGCAACCAGCUGCUGCGCCUCUUCAUCACCCUCGGCUUCGGCCUGCAGAAGAACGAGUUGGACUGUGCGCAGGUGUACGUGGAGGAGUGGCUGCGGCUGCCCCCAGCGACGCACAGCAUAGCGCAUUGGAACGUGCAGAAGAUCCUCACCGCCGCCACGCUCGACCAGCUCAAAGACCUCCGCAAGCGAUCGGUGAUACCAGGGGAGGCAGCGGCAACGGAGGAGGCGUUGAUGGAGGCGCACACGCAGCUCGUGGACCCCCACGCCAUCGCGCAGCGCUGGCGCUUCCUCUGGGAUGACGCGGAGUUGGAGAGGAAGGCGGAGGAGUCGACGACACUGGCGCUGCUAAAGAACCAAGUCGAUAAGAUGGCACACAACCCCCGCAUCUCCAGAGUGGCAUUCGAGCGGGAGUUGAAGGUGGUGUGUGUGACAUUGGAGGAGCGGUACAAGGACAUGACAGGCAACGUGGAGCUGUCGCACGGUAGCUACUUCCGCAACCACGUCGUCAUCGCCGUCAUCGCGCACUUCCUGGCCCACGGAGAGGUGCCCUCUUGGGCGCCGCAGCUGGGGGAGAUGACCCCGCCCGCUCAGAAGCCCGCCAAGAAGGGCCCCAUGUCGCGCCUCUUCAGCCGCCGCAUCACACCCACCCCUGACGAGCUCAACAGCACCCCCUCGCAAUAA
Messenger RNA from Closterium sp. NIES-65, 2502 nucleotides. The record is from the annotation of a GenBank genome assembly. NCBI's taxonomy places the organism in Eukaryota, Viridiplantae, Streptophyta, Zygnematophyceae, Desmidiales, Closteriaceae.